AUGUCGGACCAUUGGCAUAUAAGACAUAUAAAUCUAUCAUCUGAAUUGUUUAAGAUGAAAUUAAUUGAUGAGGAUGAGGAUGACAUGUUUGAGGCUAUUCACAAUAACGUUGACAAAAUGGUUAAAUUUCCUUUUCAUAGUGUUCCUGAUGUCAAUUUGAAUGAUGAAACAGGAAAUCAAAUGUUAAAUGAAGUUAUAAAACAAUAUGUCAUAGUGUGCAAAUUAAAAUUAUUAUUCACAUUUAAUGAAAGGUUCAAUUAUAAUUUAUAG
Macrosiphum euphorbiae (potato aphid) is the source of this 270-nucleotide messenger RNA. The record is from the annotation of a GenBank genome assembly. Lineage: Eukaryota; Metazoa; Arthropoda; Insecta; Hemiptera; Aphididae.